Molecule: messenger RNA, 3175 nt
Organism: Symsagittifera roscoffensis
Lineage: Eukaryota; Metazoa; Xenacoelomorpha; Acoela; Convolutidae
Product: retinoblastoma-associated protein-like
Exons: 1
Coding region: 299-2881 (860 amino acids)
Biological process (GO): negative regulation of G1/S transition of mitotic cell cycle; regulation of transcription by RNA polymerase II; cell differentiation
Cellular component (GO): chromatin; transcription regulator complex; nucleus
Molecular function (GO): RNA polymerase II transcription regulatory region sequence-specific DNA binding
Source: RefSeq, a predicted model, not a curated record
CUGAAUGCGAGCUAAUUAGCAAAAUGAUUGACAGCAAGCCUAAAAGUAUUUUGGAAGCGUUGUUAGUUUUUUCAACUGGGUGAAACUCUGUUUCUAACUAAAUGUUAGAUAUUUGUACUACAUUGAAUAAAUAGGUGGUCAAAUCAACAUUUGAACAUUUCUCUAAACAGAGGAAGAAGCAUUCAAAUCGCUAACUGUAUACGCUGUCUAUGAUUUUUGUACUUGAUUUCCAUCAAAAUUUUCGAUGCGUUUAUUUCAAAUCCUUCAUAGUAAAAUUUAACAAUUGAAUCAAUACAAGAUGUUGAUGGAGGAGGUGUAUAAAUCAGAUGCGACAUCUGAGUUGCUCCUGAAAAAUCACGAACAGUUCGCAGUCCAGAUCGGAAUAUCAGCUCAAACUUUCCAUGUAUCAAUUAAACUAUGGCGAGCAGUCUACGAUCUGAACCCGGAACUAGAAUCAGACGCUACACAAUGGUUUGCUGCAAUAGUUCUAGUCUCAGUGCUGAAUUGCAGAGUCAAUUCUGAUGAUCGCUUAAAAGUGAAUGUCACGACACUGUUAAAGAAAAGUAGUAUGUCAGUUUUAAGUCUGCUGACGAAAUUGAAGCAUUUAAGGGAAAUUGUAUAUCUCAGCCAAAGAUCAAUUGACGGAAUUUUGGACUUUCAGCGAAGGUUUUGCGUGACUGCGGCAAUUUAUGACCGUUUCUCGCACGUCUAUGCGGAUGUUUUCAUUGUCGACAAUCGACCGAUUAAUGACGACUUGGAUCCGAAUUACGUUUACGACAUUCCGGAAUCGAAACAAGCUUGCUGGUUGCUUUUCCUUCUCGCUAAGGAUGAGAUUCCGAUAGCACAUACCGAGAUGUUUCUUUCGUUUCAAGUGUUACUCUGCGCUGUCGAUUUUGUAAUGCGAGCGACUCCAAAGUUUUUAUUACAGCCUGUCUUCGAGACGGCUCUUGAAAAAGAAGCGCAAACUAUUGAAGCAUUAGCCGAAAUCACUCCAGUGCUCAAAAUGUUAUGUAAUAAGUAUGGAUGCGAUACUUCCGAAAUGGUACACGUGAAAAAGAAACUCGACGCGACCUUUUUUGUAUCGUUUUCUCAGAAGCCCGUUAACAGCGAGAAGAAAAUCGACAGUGUUUUUCCGGGCGGUGAUUCAGUUUUGCCCAAUUCGAGUGAGUUGCACGGCAGGUAUUGGGAAGUUUUGGAUCGUUAUUUCGAACUGGACGAAACUCUAUUUCUGGCUGAAGAUCCCAUUCUCCUUCUCCAGGGAUCGGUCGGCUCGUCUAAUUACUCUGAAAACUCUUUAAAUAGAGAGCAACAUCAACUUGGUUUAGAUCACUCUGAGCUAUCAAGCGAGUCUGUAAAAAAUGCAAGUGUAAUGACUCAUUCUAUGAAAAACGAAUCUCAAGUUAAAGUCGAUGAAAUUUUUUCAAAGUUUGAGGAAGCAUUGACGACUUUGUUGCAUGAAAUUAUCGCCCAAUCUGAAAAUUAUUUUACCGAAUGUACAAUAGAUGAAAUAAAAAGCAACUCAAAACGGACUUUAACUCAGGUAGUUCUAAAACUAGCGGAUAGUAGUAACAAUGGUGAUGAAAGUUCUGAAACCACUAAUGAUGGUAGCAAUAUUUCACCUGAAAGGCUGGAAUGUUUGUUAGCAAUAUCGUCAAUAGCAACACUGGCAAAUUAUUUUAGCCUGCCUCCAGAAAAUCAGGAGACUCAAAUUGACGAUAAUAAUGCGAUGAGUGUCUUGAAAAUGUUUAACAUUCCAUUCGUAAAGUUUAUCUGUGAAAUUGACAAAAUCGAGGCAGCUGGUUGCCUUUUUUCGGUUCAAGUUUCAAGACUUAAGUUUCUUGAAGAGAGAAUUUUAGAAACGCAUUUGUACAGCGACGAUUCUUUUGUCCAAACUUUUAUGCAGUGGAAAAAUCUCGAAAGUCAAAGUUCUGCGAAAUCGAUCAAUCAACUUCAAUUAAGCUCAGAUGAAAUUUCCACAGUGUCUAAUAAAAUAUGCAGACUAGCCUAUAAGAGAGUUCAGCAGUUAUGUAAACUAUUGUCCGUACCUUCAGAACUUGAGGUUAAAAUUUGGGAAUGUCUCGAACAUUGCAUUUUUGAGCGAACGUUUCUCUUCCAAAAUCGACAUCUGGAUCAAAUUCUGAUGUGUUCUAUUUAUGCCAUCUGUAAAGUCUCAGACCAGGAGAGAAAGUUCAAAAGUAUAACUCAAGCGUACCGCAAGAUGCCGAGCACGGCAGCUGAAGUUUUCAAAAAAGCAAAAAUUUUCGACGAGGAUAAUUCUUUCGACUCGAUAAUAGCUUUCUACAAUAAAGUUUUCAUGCAGACGUUAAAAACAUUCAUACUUCAGUUCUCAAAACCGACAUCUAAUGAAGACACUUCGGAAAAACAAACGAGUGUAGCUAAUGUUUUGAAGCGAGUUAAUCCAAAUGUUUUGGCACGAAACGCUUUAAAUAAACCAGCUGUUCAUCAACCCCCAGCAAUCGCGACUUGCACGUCCAAAGCAAUACAAAUAGCCAAUACAGGUCCUAAGUACUGGCCAUCAGCAACUGGUGGCUUACCCUCUGAUACGACUUUACCCUUAAGGCAUAUGGCAUCUGCUAUUGUAGCAAAUCGUUCGUAUCAGCACACGACUAAAAAGUGGGCACGAAUGUUUCCGGGUCGCAAAACGGAACCGAGUACUCAUCUUCAAGGCUCGAAAGUUGUCGCGAGUGGCGAACAGCCGCCACCGCCGAAGGUUCAGUUUUUGAGUUCGGAUACGAGAGCGAAGAAAGUGCCGAACAGAGGCGAAGAGUCGUCGGAGUCCAGCGAGGACGAGGAGGAGGCAAGAGCGAACCAGGAUAUUUAUAACCGAAUUAUAAAUUCAGGACUCAGAUUUGGGAAAUAAACAAUUAUAAACAAACAAUUGAUUUUUUUAUUGUUUCGACCACUAAAGCGAGAAGAAAUUUUGCAUUUGGGUGUGAUUUUUCACACUCAAAUCCAGGUACCUUAAAUUAAUGUCAUGAGGUCGAAUGAUAUAUCUUAAUAAAACCCUUUUAGUCUUAGUUUGGGGCAGCAUUGAAACACUGAUAAACGUUUUCCUGCGGAGAAUAAAGGGCUUGAAAUUUUGCUUUUCAAAGUGGCUGCAAAUUUAGUCGCUGAGAGAUCACUUAUUGAGACAAUGAGUAAUACCCCAAGUUUU